AUUGACGCAAGGUUCACAGCAGAGACGCACGGAGGACCUUGAACACAUGAAAAUAAAACUACAACCACACAUGUGACUGUGGACAUCUAAAGUACUUUACAAGAAAUGGCUAAACGUAUAAUAUAUCCCUUGUACCAGUUGGGUAACCCUCAGCUGAGAAUAUUCCGGCCCACCUUCUCUCUGACCCUGGUCAGACCAGGAAAAGAACAGCCGCCUGAUACAGUACAGUUUCGCAUUCCUUUAGAAAUGACCAAAUUUGAUGUGAGAAACUAUCUAGAGAAUAUCUACAGUGUUCCUGUUGCAGCCAUACGCACAAGGAUCCAAUACUGUACAAACAAGAAAAGAAACCACUUAAACCAGCGGGUGAAGAGGCCAGAUUACAAAAUGGCAUACAUUCAACUGGCUCAACAGCAGACUUUCAAGUUCCCAGAUAUCUUUCCAGAGAAAGACAAGAAGCACGAGGAAGGCUCUGUUGAGGAGAUGCAGGAGAAGUUCAUGGAGGACGAGCGUCAGAGGCAGAAACCAGAUCCCAGAAGAGGUGGAGUCACCGAGUGGUUUGGCCUAUAGACAGACAAGCAUUGCAUGAAGAAUUACUUCAGAGACGCAACAGCUGAAUAAAAAAUGUGGUGUAUUUUAGAUUAUGUAUUUGUGCAGGAAGAGCCAUUUACAGUGAUCUGACUGGUGUCCGUAGAGGGCCGUUUUAGUGAUCUGAUCUGACUCAAUGGAAAGUGAGACUGCCGUAGAGAAGGCUUGGAAACCCAUAGCUCCCCCAGAACCAUAUACCUUGUCAAAGAGAUUUAAUGCCUACAUUGCAGAUGAUCACUCCAGAACUAUGUUUAAAGUCUUUCAGGUGAUGUUCUCUUCCCACAGGUCUUCAAAGCUUGCUUGAACAAACGUCUUUGCAGAGGUCUUGCAGCACACUGGAUUCCUUUAGUUUAAAGUCCAUCCCACAUGUAUUCCCUAUCCCCUUGUGGAUGUUCAAGACCAUUCAUGAACUACUUGCGUUAAAACAACAAACUGAUGAAGUAGCUACAUUCUCUGUAAGAAAUCAUGUUAAAUCAAAUCCUGUUACCGGUGUUCCUCAUGCUCUUGUGUAAACCUGCAUACUUCAUUUUCCAAUAAAACUACAACGUGACAUGUUUUUCUGUUUUCCUA
This is a messenger RNA of Xyrauchen texanus (razorback sucker), 1155 nucleotides long. It is a transcript of the gene mrpl23, whose product is annotated as mitochondrial ribosomal protein L23. Gene Ontology annotation, cellular component: ribosome; mitochondrial large ribosomal subunit. Gene Ontology annotation, biological process: mitochondrial translation. The coding region runs from base 106 to 567 and encodes 153 amino acids. Lineage: Eukaryota; Metazoa; Chordata; Actinopteri; Cypriniformes; Catostomidae. The transcript is spliced from 5 exons. Gene Ontology annotation, molecular function: structural constituent of ribosome. The record is from RefSeq and is a predicted model, not a curated record.